UCGCGUCAGUAAAACAUCCGACGACCAGCAGCAGAAGAAAGAGUCGACCUGGUGGAGACAGUUGAUCACGCAAAACAAAAUGCUGAAAUUCACCGAUUUGUCGCUCAGGGUUCGGGGUUUCUGAAGCGGGGUCUCAUCUGCACAGAAUCAGAGCGAGGCGCGUCGGUGAUUUGAGUUCUGAGUUUGUGAAAUGUCUGUUGUUUUUGUUCCCAAACGGCAGCGCGGAAAAGCGCAAGUCAACCAGGAGACGAUUCAAAGACUGCUGGAUGAGAACGAUCAGCUGGUUCGAUGCAUCACAGAGUAUCUGCAGAAGGGCCGAGCCACCGAGUGUGUGCAAUACCAGCAGAUCCUGCACCGCAACAUUGUGUAUUUGGGAACCAUAGCUGACGCCAGCACAGAGAUGCAGACCUCAGACGACACAGUCAGUUAGAUUCCCUGUUAACGUGUUAUAAUAAAUAAUCGCAUUGGCUGAGAGGAAAAACACUCCAGAUGUCCCUGUUGGCGAACAUUUUUAUGUACAUAAUUUCAUGUUUAGUUCAAUGCUUUGUAUAAUAAAUGUAUGAAUCACAAUAAACAUGCACUUUUACAUAAGCAGCAGACGUCCACAGAACAUCUCUGUUUUUAUCACUAAUUAUUUAGUCUUAAUUUGAUUAUGCUUUUAGUUUCUAAUAAAAGCAUACUUUAAGCUCCAUUUAACAUUUUACCAUGUUUAAAUUCUUUCUGCAGAAAAUGCUA
Molecule: messenger RNA, 735 nt
Organism: Onychostoma macrolepis
Lineage: Eukaryota; Metazoa; Chordata; Actinopteri; Cypriniformes; Cyprinidae
Gene: ss18l2
Product: ss18, like 2
Exons: 4
Coding region: 191-430 (79 amino acids)
Biological process (GO): positive regulation of transcription by RNA polymerase II
Cellular component (GO): nucleus
Molecular function (GO): transcription coactivator activity
Source: RefSeq, a predicted model, not a curated record